Molecule: messenger RNA, 1875 nt
Organism: Prunus dulcis (almond)
Lineage: Eukaryota; Viridiplantae; Streptophyta; Magnoliopsida; Rosales; Rosaceae
Product: BTB/POZ and MATH domain-containing protein 4-like
Exons: 3
Coding region: 245-1306 (353 amino acids)
Biological process (GO): protein ubiquitination
Molecular function (GO): protein binding
Source: RefSeq, a predicted model, not a curated record
UUUUCAGGUCCCUGGGCAAUAGGCGAAUUCAUAUCCCUCUCUCUCACCUGAAACUCUUCGCUCAUCGAGAAAACAGACCUGCAAAUGAAAAGAAAAUCAUUUACCAGCAAACAACAAAAACCAUCAAAUUUCUUCUCUGCAAAAGUCGAUCGAACAAAUUGAUGUCUUCCAUCUCCAAACUGACCUAACUUACCUUCAAAUUGCAAACCCUAUUCUUCUUAUUCUUCUUCUUCCCUAACCCCAAAUGUUCUCACACAGACACAAGAGCCCUCUGGUCUCUCCCUCUAGCUCGCGCUUCGUCACGGAGACCGUCAACGGCUCCCAUAACUUCGUCAUCAAAGGCUAUUCGUUGGCCAAAGGAAUUGGCGUCGGCAAACACAUUGCCAGUGAGACUUUCACCGUUGGAGGCUUCCAAUGGGCCAUCUAUUUCUACCCAGAUGGGAAGAACCCGGAGGAUAACUCCGCCUAUGUCUCCGUCUUCAUUGCUCUAGCUAGCGAAGGCACCGACGUGCGAGCUCUCUUCGAGCUCACUCUGGUUGAUCAGGGUACUCAUGGCAAGCACAAGGUCCAUAGCCAUUUCGAUCGCUCUCUGGAAAGCGGGCCCUACACGCUCAAGUAUAGAGGUAGCAUGUGGGGCUACAAACGUUUUUUCAGACGCACUAUGCUUGAGUCAUCGACUUUCCUUAAGGACGAUUGCUUGAAGCUUAAUUGCACUGUUGGUGUUGUGGUUUCUGCAAUAGACAGUUCAAGAUUGCACUCCAUAGAUGUCCCUGAGUCUGAUAUUGGAGCUCAUUUUGGUAUGUUAUUGGAGAAUGAGGAAGGUUCAGAUGUAACUUUCAAUGUGCGUGGCGUAAAGUUUCAUGCUCACAAGCUAGUAUUGGCUGCUCGGUCUCCUGAGUUCGAAAGUGAAUUUCUGAAUGGAAUGGAAGAGGAUAAUCAUGAAAUAGUUGUUGUGGAUAUGGAACCCAAGGUCUUUAAGGCUUUGCUGCACUUCAUUUAUACAGAUAAUCUUAUUGAAGAUGAAGAGUUCUCAGUAACAAGUUCAUCUUGCAUGCCAUCUUUAUCAGACAAAUUAGCUGCAAAGUUGUUAGCUGCAGCAGACAAAUAUGGCUUAGCUAGGCUUGCCCUGAUGUGUGAAUCUGUUCUCUGCAAGGAUGUAUCUGUCAAUUCUGUUGCCAAUAUUCUGGCCUUGGCUGAUCGUUUUUCUGCUAUGGAUCUAAAAUCCGUUUGCCUGAAAUUUGCUGCUGAAAAUCUAGUGGGUACGUAUGUCCCUUUUGUUUUUGCAUGUUUUCUAUUAACGUAUUAGAAUAAGCAGUUCUGUUUAGCAUAUACACUUUAAAAUGCCAUUGGUUUGCUAUUUUUUCCUUUUAAGUCCCCUUCAGGGGUUCAGCUUUACCACUUGCAGUUGUAUUAGAGGUAAGUAGACUUUUAAGCGAGAUGGUUUUCUGCUCCGUCUACAGAUCAGUCUAAGUAAAUAUUUAUACUAAAAUAGAAUACGUGGCUUAUAUCUCCGACUCGAAAGAGAAUUUCUGAAUGGAAUGGAAGAGGAUAAUCGUGAAAUAGUUGUUAUGGUUAUGGAACCCAAGGUCUUUAAGGUAGCACUUCUCAGAAAUUAGUUCUUUUUCUUUAGAAGCUUGUUCUCACAACUUAUUUAUGUGGUGCUUCUUACUCAUGACUUGGGAGGUUGACUGUUAAGAUGUCUAUUUGAGUGGUCCUUGAGGAUAUUGUUUCUUUUUAUUUUCUGCAUUUGUUUCUUCUCAUAAUUAGGUCCUGUAUACUUCGUGUUCUUGGGUUGUGUCCCGAUGGUCCUAAAAAAGGUUCCGAAAAAACUGUUCACAAAUAGUAAUACUGCUAGAUACUGUAAUUGGACUCUGG